Messenger RNA from Echinostoma caproni, 897 nucleotides. NCBI's taxonomy places the organism in Eukaryota, Metazoa, Platyhelminthes, Trematoda, Plagiorchiida, Echinostomatidae. The record is from the annotation of a GenBank genome assembly.
GGAUUGUUUCUGUUUUCAGACACUCCCCGACUGAUGUCUCGUAUUCUUUUCUAUCCCCAUUUGCGGGGUGUAUUGAAACGCUUGCCAGAACACUAUAAACGACGCUAUCUGGAAGCGCAUGGAACACAACCGGUUAACUAUCUUGAGAGCAGUCCGGCUCUGGUUGGUCGUACGAUCCGGAUGAAAAAUUUGGCACCUGGGGAAUAUUACGAUAUUCCACCGAAAGUAAUGUAUCCGCCCGAAUCCGAUCGUUGUUUGUGGGCUGGUGAAGGAAUUGUGGUCGGGAAUGCACAGAAAAAUCCGAUGAUUUCGCUGGGUUUUUUCGUUUUGAUCAAUCAUAAUCCGGCUUUCAGCUACCCAAGGUCUUGGAGACCAAAACUUUUGCAACAUCUGUUCUACAGUGAGAUUUUGGAUCGUUGGAUGAUCAUCAUUGUCACGGAUCGAGCUCUGCAGCUUAUCGAACAUUUCGGUGGUCUUGAUUCCUACAUUCUUUCAUCUUCCGAGGCUGAACUACACAGUCGCUUGGCUAUGCAUCUGAAACGGGAUAUGCUUCUCCGACUGGUCAGUGAUGAUUUCUACGCCACGGAUAGACAGAAACGAGAAACCCUGUUAGAGAAAUAUUCAAAAUUUAUUUUGCCGGAUUAUCCGUUUCUUUGUUUUGCGUCUCUCACUCCCCCGCGUCCCGUUCUCCUAUUCUCAUUCACACUCAUAUUUCCGGUUAUGCAACUUCAAGUUUGUUCUGGUAAGUGGACUUAUUUUGAUCGAAUCUUGACUGAUUUUGUGACCUUGAGUAACCGGGGCCGGGAAAUUCCCAUGCGGAGACAUGUGCAAAUAGGGAUUCAAAUUCGACUUGGUGCCCUCACUGUCUGUGCAACUGGCGGAUUGGUUCGAUGGUGA